UGUUGUCUUGAGUGAAUAGGGCCUUUACUGUAUAUGGGCUCGCCAAAUACCAAAUAGACGGGGAGAAGUGUCCAUGUAUUCAAUUUACCACUUUAAAAUUCCAGUGUGAUUCGUAUUGUGCAAUCUCAUUGGAAGGAGAGAAAGGCGAAAGAGAAGCGAGAGAAAAAACGCCUGCUCUCGAGUUUGAGCUGGGGUCUCCCGACGCAUGCAAUCACAGCCCCCCCUCCAGGGUGCUAUUUUGCAGGCACUGGCGCACGCGAUUGGUCAGCGCCUGGUCAGAUGGUACGGUUUCCCUCUGUCCCGCACUGGCACAUCGCCACCCAGCGCCCCCCCUCAACUAAAACCCAAUCUCCGAUAAACUACUAAUAGCUAAACCACUUGGACUAUAAAACACAACAAAUCAUAAACCAAGGAAAAGAACCUGUACCCUCCCAAUGAGUUCCUAUUUUGUAAACUCAACUUUUCCAGUGACUCUGCCUGGAGGACAAGAGUCUUUCUUGGGACAGAUACCGUUAUACUCCUCCGGAUACACUGAUUCUUUAAGACACUAUCCCGGUGCUGCCUAUGGCGCUACCAGCGUUCAAGACAAGGCGUACCCAUCCUCAUAUUACCAGCAGGCGAACGGUGCCUAUGGCCGGGCCAGCGCCGCCGGUGCAUGCGACUACGCAGCAGCCAGCUUUUACAGGGAAAAGGACCCCGCCUGCACCCUCGCCAGUAUAGAGGAACAUUCGCUCGUCUUGAGCCAAGACCAUCGCAAGACGGACUGCUCGGGGCAAAAUAAAAGCAUAUUCGGGGACAGCGAGGACCAGAAGCCCUCGACGCCAGUUUAUCCGUGGAUGCAGCGGAUGAACUCGUGUAACGGGACCUUCGGUAACCCUGGUCGAAGGGGUCGUCAGACUUACACCCGCUACCAGACGCUCGAGCUGGAGAAAGAGUUUCAUUUUAACAGGUACCUUACCCGUAGGCGCCGUAUCGAGAUCGCGCACGCACUGUGCCUAACAGAACGCCAGAUCAAAAUUUGGUUCCAGAACCGAAGGAUGAAGUGGAAAAAAGAGAAUAAACUGAUCAACUCUUCUCAGACCAGCGCAGAGGAGGAGGAAGAGAAGAGGUCAGAGUAAAGAAAAGAAGAAGAUAAAAAAAAAACGCAUAAAAUGGCUUAUGGCAUCACCUUCGGAUAUCCUACAAAUAUGAAGAUACUACUUUCAUAUGCCCAAAGUUCCCACCGGUGAAGUUGUGUUUGGUAAAUUUGUUGUAGCAUUCCAGAAGUUCACUUAACUGUCUAUUUUUUUUAUUGUCAUUUUAUGUUGUUUAAAAAAAAAAAUCAUAAUUCGGGUACCCGACUGGCAGUGUUUUUCUGCACUUGCCUCUUGAUUUAGG
Salmo salar (Atlantic salmon) is the source of this 1377-nucleotide messenger RNA. It is a transcript of the gene hoxb6ab, whose product is annotated as homeobox protein HoxB6ab. Lineage: Eukaryota; Metazoa; Chordata; Actinopteri; Salmoniformes; Salmonidae. The record is from RefSeq and is marked provisional. Gene Ontology annotation, cellular component: nucleus. Gene Ontology annotation, molecular function: DNA-binding transcription factor activity, RNA polymerase II-specific; RNA polymerase II cis-regulatory region sequence-specific DNA binding. Gene Ontology annotation, biological process: regulation of transcription by RNA polymerase II; anterior/posterior pattern specification.